UUAACUCGCAGAACAUUCGAAGACUCGGGUGGAAACACACCUCAGCAGUUGCAGCCUUACAACCAAACCCACGAAUAUAUUCUCAAGAUUUUCUAUAAUCCGAAGUGAUAUAAGAUUAUAUUCAUGUGAGUAAAAUAUUGUGGUAACAUUAACCUACAGUAAGUGACAGAGAGUAUUCUCGACGAUAGCCAUAACAUUCAACUAGGAGGAAACACCAAACCGAUUAGCACAGCAGAAAAUUCAAGCAACUACCACAACACCAGAGGGUAACAGGCUAUAUGUUUCCCUUACCACUGAAUGAUAUCCAUGUUCAUGACAACUUUCACCAGUCCAAGGAUGACACCUUUGUCUACAAUGAACCUCUUCACAACCACAUGCAGCGUCAUCCACAGGUGUCAGAUCCAGACCAUAUCUUGAAAAUAACUGACCCCUACCACAUCAAACCUGAGCCUGGGGAAGAUGACGAUGUCAGCCGGAACAGCAAGACACGGCUGGUAGCUCACAAGACUGAUGAAACGUCAGAGAAUGAGCGACAACAGUGGUCACGCCCCAUAGAGUUCUUGCUCUCUUGCAUCUCCAUGUCAGUGGGUCUAGGGAAUGUCUGGAGAUUCCCAAUGACCGCCUAUGAGAAUGGUGGCGGUGCUUUCCUCAUCCCCUACCUAGUUGUUCUUAUCUUCAUUGGCAGGCCGCUGUAUUUUAUGGAGUUGGCGUUGGGUCAGUUCUCUUCGUCCGGCAGCGUGAAGGUGUGGAAGAUGGUGCCAGCGGUAAAAGGUCUUGGAUAUGGCCAGAUGGUUGCUACGUGGUCUGUUGUCACUUACUAUUGCUCAUUGAUGGCACUGACAGUAUUCUACCUAACCCAGUCAUUCAGUGCGGUGCUUCCCUGGACCUACUGUGACCCUGCCUGGGCUGACCUCAACUGUGUUGAUGCCGCCUCUAACCGAACCUUCACCAACGAAUCUCAGUCUUCUUCUGAACAAUAUUUCCUUAACUAUGUGUUACACCGCACAGACAACAUCGAUGAAGGGAUUGGUGUGCCAGACUGGCGACAGGCACUGUGUUUGCUACUGUCCUGGAGCAUCCUCUUCGUCACCCUCAUCAGAGGUGUCCAGUCAUCAGGCAAGGUGGCAUACUUUACGGCACUCUUCCCCUACCUGGUGCUGUUGACGCUGCUCGCCCGUGGGGCAUCACUCCCAGGUGCUGCUGCUGGUGUCUUGUACUUCAUAAAACCUCAGUGGAGAAAGCUCCUUGACCCUAACGUGUGGUAUGCAGCGGUGACUCAGUCCUUCUUCAGUCUUUCAGUCGGCUUUGGCUCCGUUAUCACCUUUUCAUCUUACAAUGACUUCAAACACAACAUCUACAGGGAUGCGUGGAUCAUCAGCUUGGUUGACACCCUCACGUCAAUGCUGGCAGGGGUGACCAUUUUCAGCAUCUUGGGUAGCCUUGCUCAUGAGCUGGGUACUGAUGUUAAGGAUGUGGUAAGGGGUGGUUCUGGCCUCGCCUUUAUCUCGUAUCCUGAAGCUCUCGGCAAAUUUGACUGGGCCCCACAGGUGUUUGCAGUAUUAUUCUUCUUGAUGAUGUUUACGUUGGGUCUAGGAACGGCAUCAGCACUCACUGGCAACAUCAUUACCAUCAUCUGUGACCAGUUUCCUUCCUGGAGAAAAGCCUAUGUCACUCUUGGAAUUUGCAUCAUUAGUUUCCUGGUUGGCCUUGUCUACGUGACACCAGGUGGCCAGUGGAUCUUGGACCUGGUGGAUUACUUUGGUGGCGGCUUUGUCAUCUAUGUUCUUGUAAUCAUAGAAACUAUAGCAGUCCACUAUAUCUAUGGUGUCAACAACUUCUUGCAUGAUGUUAAGUUUAUGCUAGGUAAGGACUUAGGCAUAUACUGGAGGUUUUGCUGGUCCUUUUUCAUCCCCUUCAGUCUCGCUGCCAUCCUCAUCUAUAUCCUCACUGACCUUCAGCUUCCCACCUUUGAAGGGCAGGAGUAUCCCCAGAUAGCUUACACGUGUGGAUGGAUUCUAUCUGGAGUGGCGCUUGUCAUGGUGCCCGUCUGGUUCUGUCAAGCUGUUUAUAUCACUGAUGGAGAGACUUUCUCUGAGAAAAUGAAAGCUGUGUUUGUUGCAAAGACUGGCUGGGGGCCCAGGAAGGCUUACCACAAGGAUGGAUGGCUUAUAAUGAAGGAGACAUUGCAGUCACAAGAAGAUAAAAUUCUGCGGAAUGAUAUUUCUGACACUAGGACAGUGUGAAGUGGAAAUAUAGAAAAUGCGUAACUUUGAAAAAAAUCUCGUAAAUAAUGGCAAAACAUUUCCAUAAUGUACAGUGUAUGACUGUCAUUGAGGAACCUAGUGAUAGUGAAUGAUUAUUCAGUAUUAGUUAUCUGAUAAUAUGUUUAAUGUGCUUAUUCAGUUCUUAUCAGUAAAAUUGUGAUUGUUUAAAAUACGGAUUUGGAAUGAAACAUAAAUUUUAUACACCAUUGAUGUAGAUAUUAAUAUUUGAUACAUAUUAUUUAUGUACUGUACGUACUGUAUUUUAUAAAAUAUAUAUAUAUAUAAGGCAGAAACAAGUUCUGAUCAGAGAAUCAAGAACCAUAUUCUUAUUAUUUGACAGUGAAGCUGCAUCCAGUCAGAAUAUAUUUUUUCACAGUGUUUGUUGUACACUAGUCUAUGUAAAUAUUGUACAGUAAAACUUUUGUCAA
Messenger RNA from Homarus americanus (American lobster), 2692 nucleotides. Its product is annotated as sodium-dependent nutrient amino acid transporter 1-like. The record is from RefSeq and is a predicted model, not a curated record. The transcript is spliced from 13 exons. Gene Ontology annotation, molecular function: L-amino acid transmembrane transporter activity. Lineage: Eukaryota; Metazoa; Arthropoda; Malacostraca; Decapoda; Nephropidae. Gene Ontology annotation, biological process: sodium ion transmembrane transport. Gene Ontology annotation, cellular component: membrane. The coding region runs from base 279 to 2243 and encodes 654 amino acids.